CUCACAUGUAUUAUAACUUAUAAGAGCGGUUUUAUCAAGCUGGGAAGCUGCAGUAGGCCUAUGUAUACGAGGAGUUAAAUACCCAGUGGAUAAUGUUAGAGAAGAGAACUACACCAGCAGACAUGAGCUUCAUAUCGAAUGCUGACCGUGGAAGGCUUGUAUGGGCCAAGAUAGCAGGUAGCAGAGCAUGGCCAGGUGUUAUUGUGAACCAUGAUGACUGUGGCAUGAAAAGACCCUCCCUGAGUAGUGCUUGGGUAUUUUGGUUUGCAGACAACAGAGUAUCACCGGUACCUGUAAGAAAGAUAAUGGAUUUUGCCGAGAAUUUUAGAAGUAGUUUUUCCAACACGCAGAGUGGCACAUAUAAAACAGCAGUUUUGGAAUGUCUUCAGGAAUUUCGACAACAGUGUAAAUUGGAAGUUUUAGACUCAAAAUUUUCAUUGGUGAAUUGGGCUGUAAAUGACUUCCCCAGUGCAGUGAAUUUUGAACAAAAUACAGAUAUACAUCUGUCUCCCAAGGUUGAACGUUGUUUAUGUCGAAUAAAGAAGACACUGCUGAGGACAGCCUCUUCCUCCUCAUCAUCACAAUCUGACAGUGUGGAUUCAUCAAAUGCUAAUGAGAGGCAGAACUCGAAACCUAAAGAUCUCCUCUUAAAGGCAGCCCGUGAUGGGAAAUAUGACAUAGAGACACUGUGUAUAUCAUGUGACCAAACUGAUUGUGAAGUAGUAUCCCCACAUCCUUAUAUUAAAGGAGGCACUUGUGGAGUUUGUAAAGAAGAAUUUGAAGACAACAAAUUAGCCUGUGAAGAGGAUGGAUCAAAUGAUAUGUACUGUGCAGUGUGUGGGAGUCUUGGUGAAGUUCUUGAAUGUGAUGAACCAGACUGUAAAAGAGUGUUUUGUACUUGGUGUGUUGAGCUGCUAGUAUCACCAAGUGCAGUACAACGCAUCAUUGAAACAGAUCCCUGGCACUGUUUCUUGUGUAAGCCAUACCAUCCAGAUACACAUGGUCUUAUUCAACCAAGAAUGAAUUGGCAGGAAAAGCUGGCUGCUAAAUCUGGCAAUCAUCAAUCAAAUUCAUGUAAUAUGAUUUUGGAGGAUGACGUACCUGAUAAAUCAACUUUUCCAAAUAGACCGCUAAGAGUCCUCUCCCUCUUUGAUGGUAUUGGCACUGGCUUUUACGCACUGGAUAAACUUGGUCUUGAAGUAGAAGCAUAUUUUGCUUCUGAAAUAAAUAAAUCUGCAAUGAAUGUGGCAACCUUAAACUUUGGAACAAAAAUUACCUUCAUUGGAGAUGUUCAGAACUUUACCAAUGGACAGAUUACUGAGAUAUGCCCAAUUGAUCUUCUCAUUGGAGGUUCCCCUUGCAAUGACUUCAGUUUUGUCAAUCCAAACAGAAAAGGAUUAUUUGAUCCUACUGGUAGUGGAAUUCUUUUCUUUCAUUUUUUCCGUGUCCAGAAAACUAUUCAAGCUGUCAAUGGCAACACUCAUCUCUUCUGGUUAUUUGAAAAUGUUUCAAAUAUGCCUCAAGAAAUCAAGUUGCAUAUCAACAUAUUCCUUGAGAAAGAACCUGUCAAGAUUGAUGCAAAGUACUGCUCUCCUCAAAGACGACCAAGAUAUUUCUGGGGCAACAUACCAGGAAUGCGCAGACCUUUCCCACCAGAGAUGGAGAAAGAUCAAGAUUUGAGUCGCUGUCUUCUCAAGAUCAGUGGACGUAAAGCUGUGGUGAAGAAAAUCAACUGUGUUACAACAAAUUCUGCCUCUUUGAAACUUGGUGGUUUAUCACAAUGGCCUAUUCGUAUGAAUGAUAUAGGUGACGUACCAUGGAGCACAGAGAUCGAAAAGAUCUUUGGAUUCCCACAACAUUACACCGAUGUUGGUAAUCUAACUCCGAAAGAGAGACAAACUCUACUAGGGAAAUCAUGGAGUGUUCCUGUUGUAUUACACAUCCUCAAACCUCUAACAAAAUACUUCCCAAGAAAGAAGAAGCACUUAACAAUUGAUGAAAGUAACAAUACAGUGCAAAGUAAAAAACAGCAGGAUCCUACAUUGAACCCUACAAUUGAGGAUGAAGUACAGCUUUCAUCAAAUAUUCUAAAUACCAUUGAUGCUAAUGUGGCAUCAUCUACAAUUUUACCACCAUCCAGUACAUCAGAUUCAUUAAGAAGAGAUGAAAAUAUGCUCUCAGAGUCAUCGGUUACUGAAACUGAAAUAUCUCGGAAUGUGUUGAGUGCUGGUGCUGCAUCUUAUUCACCACUGGUAUCAGACAGCAAGAUGGUCACUGUUGGACCAGAAAUGAAUAGCAUGAUGUGUGGAGGUGAUGAGGAAAUGACUCCUGAUGACUUUUCCUUAACAAGCAAUGAAGAGCAGUUUGCUGAGGAGCACAAUACAGCACAUGGUAAAGCAGCAGUAUCUGUAACAACAGCUUUGGCUAAAACAAUUUCACCAAAAGAAAUCCAUGUUAGUGACAUUGAGCUACAAAACAAUGUAUCAGAACAUAGUAUAGAAAAUGAUGAAGAAAUGCAAGAUGAGCUGUAUUUAACAUUGCUUGAAGAUGAAAAUAUAUGUGGAAGUUCACCCAUGUACACAAGCAAAAAUACAGAUAACCAAUACACUAGAAAAUCUUUGGAUAAUAGUAAUCACAACCUGACUGAUGAGGCAGUGUUUGUUCCCAGAGAUAUUAUGAGCUCCAGACCAGUUUCUACUGGAAAUAUGUUUAGCUCCAAGAAUAUUUUGGAGACAAAGGCUGAAUCUCAAUCAUUACGUUCAAAGGAUAGGGCAAAUAAUCUUAUUGCUGCUAAGCCCUAUACUUUACGCAGUAUGAAGAUAAAAGAAUUACGUUCUGUCAGAAAAAGUACCUCCAAAAUGAGAAUAAACCAUCAGAAACUAAAAAAAUUCUAAUAAAGAAAACUCAGGAAAAAAAGCCUUAAAGCUGGCAUAUUGGAGAAUAUUAACAUUGAUCCACUUAUUGAUGAUGUUUUUUUAAUAUGUAAUUAAGAACGGUGUAUUUGAAUUGAAAGGAAAAAGAUAUGUACAGCCUCUUCCAUAUCCAACUGUUACAAUCAGUGUUGUUAAUCCACCUUCUCCAUGUGGUGUGAACCCUGGGAGUGUACACUCUUGAAUCCAAAGCAUUCACGAGUGCAGGA
Messenger RNA from Homarus americanus (American lobster), 3139 nucleotides. RefSeq names its product DNA (cytosine-5)-methyltransferase 3A-like. Gene Ontology annotation, molecular function: methyltransferase activity. The record is from RefSeq and is a predicted model, not a curated record. Gene Ontology annotation, biological process: regulation of gene expression. Lineage: Eukaryota; Metazoa; Arthropoda; Malacostraca; Decapoda; Nephropidae. The coding region runs from base 93 to 2894 and encodes 933 amino acids. Gene Ontology annotation, cellular component: nucleus. The transcript has 18 exons.